Messenger RNA from Quercus robur (English oak), 633 nucleotides. RefSeq lists its product as uncharacterized. The record is from RefSeq and is a predicted model, not a curated record. The transcript has a single exon. Lineage: Eukaryota; Viridiplantae; Streptophyta; Magnoliopsida; Fagales; Fagaceae. The coding region runs from base 1 to 633 and encodes 210 amino acids.
AUGCCUAACUCCAUCAGUACUUUAAAGGAGCUAAGCGCCCAAUUCACUUCGCACUUCAUUGGGGGGCAUAGGUAUAAAAAGUCUACUGCGUGCUUAGUGAGUAUCAAGCAGCGAGAGGACGAGACGCUGAGAUCCUACAUAGCUCGUUUUAACAAGGAAGCGCUCUCAAUUGAUGAGGCUAACGACAAGAUACUUGUAGCAGCCUUUACAAACGGGCUGCGGAAGGGUAAGUUUCUGUUCUCUUUAUACAAGAACAACCCGAAAACCAUGUUGGGCGUACUUUACAGAGCCACUAAGUACAUGAAUGUUGAAGAUGUGCUGUUGGCUCGCGAGGAAAGGCCUAAAAAGAGGGAGAGACAGGAAGGCUCGCGGCAGGACAGAGGACGGAAGAUGGCAAGAAUGGGAGAACGAAGGGAUAACAGGCGCUCUAAGCCCUUAACGAGUAGGUUCACGAGCUUCACCCCACUGACUACCCCGAUCGACCUGGUCCUGAUGCAAAUCAAGGACGAGGGGGCUCUAACCUUCCCCGGAAAGCUGAAGGGAGAUCCCAAUAAGCGAUCUAGAGACAAAUAUUUCCGCUUCCACCGUGACCAUGGUCAUGACACAGUCGAUUGCUACGACUUAAAACAGUAG